Messenger RNA from Phaedon cochleariae (mustard beetle), 2017 nucleotides. Lineage: Eukaryota; Metazoa; Arthropoda; Insecta; Coleoptera; Chrysomelidae. The record is from the annotation of a GenBank genome assembly.
UACGAAUGCAAAUAAGAAUCAGUAACACAUAUGAGAUCGCUCUGGUAAAAUGGUGAUUCUGAUAUUCGUGAUUUGGAUUUGUGUUCUCAUGAGAGACAUGUUUUUCCGGAUACCAACAUUUUUCAGUUUGACACCUCAUAAAGAUGGAGGAAAAAUGUUUCCUUAUCUGAUAGAAGAACGUGAAAAUAAAAAAUCUUCAAGAGGAGCUUCGCCUAGGAAGAGUUCGACUGAGAGGAACGAAAAUCGUUCGACUGCCAGACUACAAAGUAUUCCUGUUUCAAAAAGUAUUCCUCAUUCUCCGACAUAUCCAAUUUCAGUAUCCCCUACUAGUCCUACUCCAAGUUCUCCUACAUCACCAGAUACCAGAAGAGGAUCGAGGGGAAAGCGAGAUUCUCAGUUCGAUUAUAAAUCUGAUGCCGCCAAAAAGGUAGAAAUAAUAGCGAAGAACCGCGACGAGCGCCGCCAGAAGCAAGCCGACGAGCGCGCCAUUCGUCACCAAAUCCUCCACCUGGAGCAGAACAACCCCUACUGGGAGUUCUCGCAGAUGAUCGACGAGUACAGGGCCGGUCUGGACUUCCGGCCGCUGCGCGACAACGACGCCGUGGUGGAGAACCAGAUCGUGGUGUGCGUGAGGAAGAGGCCGCUGAACGAGCGGGAGAAUCGGAGGAGGGAGGUGGACGUGAUGUCGGUGCCCACCAGGAACCAACUUGUAGUUCAUGAACCAAAGCAAAAAGUUGAUCUGACAAAAUACGUUGAAAAUCAACACUUUAGAUUCGAUUAUGUGUUCGAUGAUACCUGCAAUAAUGAUUUGGUGUACAAAUUCACUGCGAAACCUCUAGUGAAAACCAUUUUCGAGGGAGGAAUGGCAACAUGUUUCGCAUAUGGACAAACUGGUUCCGGAAAAACACACACUAUGGGAGGAGAAUUUAAAGGAAAGCAGCAAAAUUUCAAGAGUGGAAUAUAUGGUUUAGUAGCUCAAGAUGUUUUUAAACUCUUAAAUAAUUCCAAAUACGCCAGAAUGAAUUUCACAGUAUCGGCUAGUUUUUUCGAAAUAUACGGCAAACUAGUUUUCGACUUGUUAGCCAAAAAGCAAAGGUUGCGUGUUUUGGAAGAUGGAAAACAGCAAGUACAAGUUGUUGGUCUCACCGAAAGGAUAGUCACAAAGGUAGAACAUGUUCUAGACCUUAUUCAGAAAGGAAGUUUGGAAAGAACAUCCGGUCAAACGUCAGCAAAUUCGAACUCAUCUAGAUCACAUGCAGUUUUCCAAAUCAUUUUGAGGAAAGGCGGGUCGAAGCAAGUUGAAGGAAAGUUCUCGCUUAUCGAUUUGGCUGGUAACGAGAGGGGAGCUGAUAAUGGCAAAUCAAACAGACAAACUAGAAUAGAAGGUGCGGACAUCAACAAGAGUCUACUAGCCCUGAAAGAAUGUAUACGGGCCCUAGGAAGACGAGGUGCCCAUCUACCAUUCAGGGGCAGCAAACUCACUCAAGUACUCAGGGAUUCCUUCAUAGGAGAAAAAUCCAGGACCUGCAUGAUUGCCCUAAUUUCGCCAGGAAACUUUUCAGUGGAUCAUUCUCUGAAUACACUGAGAUAUGCAGACAGGGUGAAAGAACUGAUAGCCAACGACAGUAUGGAAAUGGACGACGAUCCCCCUCUAGCGAUACAAGAAGAAGAGGAAAACACAGAAGUAGACGAGGAAAUGCUACGAGCGGAGGAAAAGCGACUGCAACUCUCCUCUCUCGAAUGGGAGCUGCGGGAAAGUCAGCGACAUGUCAUACAGAGCUGUGUGAAUUUCCAUGACAUGGCGUGCGAUUUGUACAACAACGCGGACGCAAACGGAUUCGACAGACUGUCCGAUGCUGAACAAUGGAGGAAUCUGUUGAAGGAGAUAGUGGAUAUUCAGAAAGGAGCACUGAUCAAAGCGAAUGAGUUUUGUCUAGCACUGGAAAGUGAAUAAGUGCAUUUUACUAUGUUGUUAAUUUUGGGAUUUAUUGAAAUAAACGCAUACAUUCAUUAUCAA